Messenger RNA from Acipenser ruthenus (sterlet), 4367 nucleotides. RefSeq names its product cysteine protease ATG4A-like. Lineage: Eukaryota; Metazoa; Chordata; Actinopteri; Acipenseriformes; Acipenseridae. The record is from RefSeq and is a predicted model, not a curated record. Bases 76 to 1296 code for a protein of 406 amino acids. The transcript is spliced from 13 exons. Gene Ontology annotation, molecular function: protein-phosphatidylethanolamide deconjugating activity.
AAAUAACUACAAUUACCAGCCACCAGUGUGUUGUAUUUGUAUUCAUCUCCCUUUAAACCCAGUGACAGCCGGAGGAUGGAAGCAGUUAGAGCUCAGUGUGAAACUCAGAUCAAUGCCUUCUCUGACCUCCUAGAGGACCUCCCAGAUAGUGAUGAGCCAGUCUGGCUUCUAGGAGAGCAGUACUGUGUGAAAGCAGAAAAAUCUGAGCUGCUGUCAGACAUCAGGUCGAGAUUAUGGUUUACAUACCGGAAGAAGUUCUGUCCGAUCGGGGGUACCGGACCCUGCUCGGACACUGGCUGGGGCUGCAUGCUGCGCUGUGGGCAGAUGAUCUUAGCCCAAGCCCUCGUCUACAGACAUUUAGGAAGAGAGUGGCGCUGGGAGAAGGAGAAUUGUCAGCCCGAGGAGUAUCACAGGAUCCUGCACUGUUUCCUAGACAGGAAGGACUGCUGCUACUCUAUCCAUCAGAUGGCUCAGAUGGGGGUAGGAGAGGGGAAGUCAGUCGGAGAGUGGUAUGGACCAAACACAGUUGCUCAAGUGUUAAAGAAGCUAGCACUGUUUGAUGAAUGGAAUUCCUUGGCUGUAUAUGUUUCCAUGGACAACACUGUAGUCAUUGAAGAUAUCAAAACACUGUGCAAGCUGCAGCCCAUGAAGGGCCAGUUAAAGCCCAGCAGCUCAGGGCAGGUAGAGCCCCUGGCAAUGGGCAGCAUGCUCGGGCAUUUCAGCCCUCAGGCUCAGGGGACCCCCGGCUCACACCCAGGCUGGAAACCACUGUUACUUAUCAUACCUCUGCGCAUGGGCAUAAACCACAUCAACCCUGUUUACAUUGAAGCUCUGAAGGAGUGUUUUAAGAUGCCACAGUCCCUGGGUGUUUUGGGUGGAAAACCAAAUCUUGCAUAUUAUUUCAUUGGGUUUAUUGGAGACGAGUUGAUCUAUUUAGACCCUCACACAACCCAGGCUGCUGUGGAUCCAGACUUUGAUGGGACUGUGGAUGACCAGAGCUACCACUGCCAGCGGAGGCCACAGAGAAUGAAAAUCCUGAACCUGGACCCCUCUGUGGCUGUAGGAUUUUUUUUCAAGACUGAAGCUGAUUUUGACAGGUGGUGCACAUUUGUACAGCAGGAAAUCUUGAAGAAAAGAUGUUUGCGAAUGUUUGAGCUGGUUGAGAAGCACCCUCCCCACUGGCCUCCAUUCAUCCCUCCCACUAAACCAGAGGUACAGACGACAGGAGCAGAACUCAUCGAGUCGAUGGACAAGCUGUUUGAAUCAGAAGAAGAAUUUGAAAUCCUGAACGUAUGACUUAUUUUUGUUUUUUUAAUAUUAUUGCCUUUUAACCGAUAAGUGCCUCCCACCACGCUCACACAAAGCACAAACUGGAAAGGAUCUGCAAAAAAACCCAUUGAAAACAGCAUCGGAAAUGGAAUCGGUUCUGUUAUAGGAAGGAGAUCCGUGGGAGACAGUUUCUGCAGAUUUUUCAAGGGGUUCACAUUCGUUUACAACAAAGGGGUCAUGCUGGCCCUGAUAUACCGUACGGAACCUGACUUCACAAAAAGAAAUAUUGAAGUAGGUAUUAUUUUAUGCAUGGAUCUUUAAAUAUCUGGACUGCCCUCUGCAGAAAAAGGCUGAAUAAACCAGGUUUCCAAGAAAGCACGUUGGAGGAAAACUGCUUAUAAGAUGACAGAUACAAUCCUAUAUUGGUUGAAAGCGGUAUAUAAAAGUGCCUAACUGUGAAAAAUAUCAUACUGCAACGUUCUUGAUUGGUUGUUUGCCAUAAUUGUAGUUACAGAAGGUGGUGUAAUAACUGAAGAUCUGUCCUUGUUUUAAAAAAAUAGCAGCUGCAGUCAGUAGCAUGUGCCAAAAAUAAGGUGUAUUCAUAAAUGUAAAUAUGAAACCAGAAGUCAAAAAUGUAUUUCACAAUUUGAACCUGUGAGUACUUGAAGUCAGUUUCAUAAGAAAACAAGAAAAGGCUCUUAAAGGCAUGCAUUAUAUGAUCUAGAUUUUCUCUAAUAUUUAAUUUCAUACCUGUUUCUCUAAUUGCUAUUUUAAAGACUUCAAGGUGAAGCAAAGUGGCAGUGUUUUCUUGUCAGCCUAGUCUUUCAAUUUGUAAAGCACAGCUGUAACUAUAAUAAUCCUGCCUGCGUUUUACCAUCACAGCGUACUAUCUGCCCAUGUUUAUAGCAAUGAAGAGACCAUUUACUCUUUAUUCUUGGCACACACACUCCAUAGAAUCCAAUGAUAAAGCUGGUCUGCCCUUCCUCGUCUGUCAUCUUUGAGUCCUACACUCUUGGGUCAUGCAUAGCAUGAAACAUAGGGAAAAUGUGAGCAUUUACUGUUUUUAUAUGGGCUGGGUCACACUAAUAGGAACAAUUAGCGGUCUACUAUUCAAAUUUAGUUUUCCUAUUUAAUCUUUUAUAAUUUCAUAUUGCAUUGCUAAUAUAUAUAAUGUUCAAACACAUGUAUUGGAUAUGGAUUUAUUGACACUGUGUCUUAAUAAUAAAACCCCAUGGCCAGCGUAAAGGGUGUUUUACACAUUGAAAAAAUAUGAAUUACGCAUUAGAUUUAAAUUUAAUGUGCAACGAAUACAAUAAUAGCAAUCUUUCUGCACAGCUUGAGUUGUCAUGUUAUCAAGCUUCUUGUACUGCGUUGGUUCCCGGUGUCUCAAUGGUCAAUUGUGAACAUACUGCAAGCGGUAACUAGACAAUGGAUCAUAGAAAUGCCGGAAACAAGUGACCAAUAAGUCUGGGUUUUCUAUAAAAAAACAAAGUACAGUUGAAUCAAUACGGUUUGUGACGGGUGAAUAACCGACUGGAUAUUCAGGAUUUCUCUGCUCCGUCUUAGUCUCUCUCAACCUAACCUACCAAUCUGUCAACCGAAUCUUUGGAAGGUAAAUCUAUAUAAUAAAUAGAAUAUUCUGUGUUUGGAGAGAGUCUGUGCUUUAUAUUGCUGUAGCAAGGUGAUCAAUAAGGAAUACGAUACUAGGGCAGUAGCAAACUACAUCAAGAGAAGCAACUUCACAGACUAUAAUAUUAAUAAUAUUAUUAAGGCAGGACUAAAUGGCUGCAACAAAGACAUGGCUGGAUUUCUUCAGGUGGAAAAUAAGGAAAGGGAAGUUGUUAUUGGAAGCUUUUGUACAGUAGUUCAAAGUAACAUUACAGUUCAGAUGUAAGGCUGUAGUUAAUGCAUACCUCCUAAGUUAGCAUUAAAGUAUGUACUGUAUUUAUUAGAAGUACUUGUGACUUCAAGGUAAUAUAGAUUUUACGCACAUAGUGUUUAAAUUGGAGAGUAAAUUACUCAAAACCUUAUCUGGAGCGUUGCCCAUGACAUAAAAAAGGCACAUCAUUUAGUAUUGUUCUACUCUGGAUCAGAACAUUAGACUGAUAGGACUUUCAAAUAAUUUGGAACAAAAGCCUUUCUGAACAUUGUCACAUUUGCCAUAUUAUUUAGCCCUAUUAGCUUGACCAAGCCCAUAUAGAAAAAAAAAAAAAAAAGAUUGUGCUAUAAAACGUUUGAAGCAUCAAAAUGUGUCAGGGAAAGUUAUUUAGGCUUGGAAGAAAAAGACAUCUUCAAGGAGUGCUGAACAAUGCUUUAAAAUCGAUUUUAUGAUCUUUCCCAUUUCAGAUAUUUUGGUUCUUCAAUUGUUUUUAAUAUUAGUUCAUGAUAUGCAGAUGUCUGUAAAUGAAAUGCUAUAGAUAUCCUUCCUGGUACCUGUGUCAAAGGUUACGUGGUUAUAAAAAAGAUCUUGAACAGGAGUGAUAACAUUGCUGGUGUUAUUACAAAUUGAUAGGCUAGCUACUUGUGGAGCAAUAGUGGAGAAAGGCAUUGGUAACAACAAGCACUGGCAAUUGGUAGACAGAGCUGCCCCCAGAUGUACACAGAGGUUUACAUCUGUUUGCAGUGCAGUACUUGUUCCUGGGAGGAUGUUGGAAGCAUCACUAGGAUUUUAUUUCUGUUAUUAUAAAGGCAUGCAAGGCUUUUUCACUUUUCCACGGUCAGCAUUUGUCAUGCUGUGGACACGACUAACCUGUCCGUGCACUAAAAGCUGCCUUUUCUACGGUGGUUAAUGCAAGUCUGUGUAAGUGAUGUCCCCCUCUGUGCCACAGUGGAAGUUGUGACAGUGUGGUAACUGACUACCAAAUGUCUGACCGCUCUUUCUGUAAUGUAUACUUUUCCUACACCAAUGCUGUUUAGUCCCCAAAGUCAUUUUAUUACAUUUCUGGUCUAUUUUGGUUCAAUCACACAGGUAAAGAAACAGUAAAACCUUAUUAUUGCUAGGAGAGGCAUGGCCAGAUUUAUUUGUUUUAUUUGUAUGUACUUGAUUUUUGUUGCUCUAAAUCAUUUUUUUUUUUUUUAUAAAACACUUCAAGACAUUG